Talaromyces proteolyticus is the source of this 834-nucleotide messenger RNA. RefSeq lists its product as uncharacterized. The transcript has 5 exons. NCBI's taxonomy places the organism in Eukaryota, Fungi, Ascomycota, Eurotiomycetes, Eurotiales, Trichocomaceae. Gene Ontology annotation, cellular component: plasma membrane. The coding region runs from base 1 to 834 and encodes 277 amino acids. The record is from RefSeq and is a predicted model, not a curated record. Gene Ontology annotation, molecular function: acetate transmembrane transporter activity.
AUGUCCGUGAAAAACAUUGAUGAUAUGUUAGCAGCAACCACGGAGACCCUUCACCGUAAUCCAACAGCAGAAAGCAUACUUCUUCCCAUCCCUCGCGAUGUGUUCGAGAAGCUCUACUUGAACCCAAAGACUCCUGCAGCGGGAAAUCUACGCAAGACUUUCGGAAAUCCCACCCCUAUCUCACUAAUGGGAUUCUUACUAUCUGCAACCCCUCUGGGCUGUAUUGCGAUGGGCUGGAGAGGAUCAGGAGGGAAUGGCGGUGCAAUUUUACCCGUCUUUAUUUUCUUCGGCGGUCUGGUUCAAUUGCUUGGUGGAAUAGGCGAAUGGAUCCUUGGGAACACCUUCUCGUCUUCUAUCUUUUUCACAUAUGGCACAUUCUGGCUGGUAUAUGGCACAUCACUCAUGCCGUUUUUUGCGACUGGUCUCAAUUACUCCCCAACAGGAAACAUAUUGGAGGGCCAACACACACCGGAAUUCUACGCUACAACUGGCUUCUUUUACGUGAUUCUGGCUGUUCUGACAUUUGUUUAUUUCAUCUGCUCCAUCCGCACCAAUAUAUGUCUUUUCAUAGCUCUGUUCCUUCUCUCCAUUGCUGCUGCUUUGUUUUCGGGUGUCUAUUUUCAGCUUGCGCUUGGAAACGCCAUCCUUGCAUCCAAACUACAAACGGCCUCCGGUGCAUUUAUAUUCGCAUUAUGCUUCCCGAUUUGGUGGAUCUUCAUCGCCCAAAUAUUGGAGACAGUUGAUUUCCCAGUUUCGUUGCCCGUAGGCGACCUAAGCACUGUGGUAUUGGGGAAGCGCCAGAGAGAAAAGAAAAGACAAUCACAGGAAGUGUGA